CUUCCGGUAACUUCACAACAUCGAAGAUGUCUGCCUCCAUAGCUUCCCUCGCUUCGUACGGGAGUGAUUCCGAUUCUGAAAACGACUCAGAAUCCAUUACCAGCACCGAAAAAGUUGACCCAAUUGAUCCGGAUGCGACUGCUCAUCUUAAACCUCUUCAGUCUGGACACAAAAUGUCUUUGGCUGUUCUCAAUUCUGCCCCGGAGGUUGCUGUUAAGGAGGCUGUUGAGACUGGAAUACACUUGGACCCUUCACUAAAAGAAGUCACUUAUAACCCGACAUUUGAAACUAUGUUUGCACCUGAGUUUGGACCAGUGAACCCUCAUAAGUCCCAGCAGAUGUCUGCCCCCAGGAAUAUGCUGUCAGGCUAUGCAGAACCGGCUCAUGUCAAUGAUUUUAUGUUUGAACAGCAAAGGAGGACCUUCUCUACUUAUGGUUAUGCUUUGGAUCCUUCUGUUGACACGCACCAAGCAUCUUCUUUUAGCUAUAUUGGUGCUGUGGAUGAGGCUGAAAAAAACAAAGGACUGACUGUCUUUGAAAGUGGUCAAAAGAAACCAGAGAAAAGAAAGAAGGUUAAAGGUGGGGAUGCAGGAGAUAUUGACAACUACCUGGGACCGUGGGCCAAAUAUGUAGACGAGAAAGAUGUGGCCAAACCAACAGAGGAAGAGCAGAAGGAACUUGAUGAGAUCACUGCUAAAAGAAUGAAGAAGGGAAGGAAUGAAGAUGAGGCUCCAGCAGAGGAGAAGACCAUUCUUCAUGUCAAAGAAAUGUAUGACUACCAAGGCAGGUCAUACCUCCAUGUUCCACAGGAUGUUGGUGUCAACUUGCGCUCUUCAGAGGCUCCGGAUAAGUGUUACCUGCCAAAGAAACAGAUUCAUGUCUGGUCUGGACACACAAAGGGUGUCAGCGCUAUCCGAUUAUUUCCCAGCUCUGGUCAUCUUCUGCUCUCCUGCUCCAUGGACUGCAAGAUCAAGCUGUGGGAGGUGUAUGGAGAUAGAAGGUGUCUACGUACAUUUAUUGGUCACAGCAAAGCAGUGCGAGACAUUUGCUUCAACAACAGUGGAACCCAGUUCCUGAGCGCCGCGUACGACCGCUACCUUAAACUCUGGGACUCUGAGACAGGCCAGUGUAUCUCUCGCUUCACAAACAGGAAGGUACCGUACUGUGUCAAGUUCAAUCCGGACGAAGACAAGCAGAGUCUUUUUGUGGCUGGGAUGUCGGACAAGAAGAUUGUUCAGUGGGACAUCAGGACAGGUGAGGUGGUUCAAGAGUACGAUCGCCAUCUGGGUGCUGUCAACACCAUCACCUUUGUGGAUGAAAAUCGGCGCUUCGUCAGCACAUCAGAUGAUAAGAGUUUGCGAGUCUGGGAAUGGGACAUCCCUGUGGACUUCAAGUACAUCGCUGAGCCCAGUAUGCACUCAAUGCCUGCUGUGACGCUAUCUCCCAAUGGUAAAUGGUUGGCCUGUCAGUCCAUGGACAACCAGAUCCUCAUCUUUGGAGCCCAGAAUCGCUUCAGACUGAACAAAAAGAAGAUUUUCAAAGGUCACAUGGUAGCAGGCUACGCCUGCCAAGUAGACUUCUCCCCAGACAUGAGCUAUGUAGUGUCAGGGGAUGCAGAUGGAAAGCUGAACAUCUGGGACUGGAAGACCACCAAGCUCUACCACAGAAUCAAGGCUCACGACAAAGUUUGCAUCAGUGCACUGUGGCAUCCACAUGAAACCUCAAAGGUCAUCACCUGUGGCUGGGACGGACAGAUAAAACUCUGGGACUAACUCUGAUUGCCUCUAGACAAAUAUGUGCAGGAUCCAAUGCUUCAUGGAUGUUAUUGAAUUGUUUUGAGUCAAAGGCAAAAGACUGGCAUCCAGUCUUAUUGUGGAAGUGUAUUUUUGUAUCUUGGUAUAAAGCUCAAAAAAUUUACCCGUUUUGUCUGUGGCAAAAUAUUAGAUGCUUUUCAAAUGCAUUUAGCUGUUUAAUUUUUAGUAAUCCACUGCUUUUUUUUUUUUUGCUCUUGUUCCAAAGUUGUUUUUGUUUUUUAUCUUUCCAUUAUUUGGUAAAAUAAAUAUCUUGUGCAUUUCCCCUUUUAGAAAGAUUGUCUUCUCGUGAAAAGGAAGAAAUUGUUAACCAUCAUUAAACACGUUAGG
Messenger RNA from Cyprinodon tularosa, 2141 nucleotides. It is a transcript of the gene cdc40, whose product is annotated as cell division cycle 40 homolog (S. cerevisiae). NCBI's taxonomy places the organism in Eukaryota, Metazoa, Chordata, Actinopteri, Cyprinodontiformes, Cyprinodontidae. Gene Ontology annotation, biological process: mRNA splicing, via spliceosome. Gene Ontology annotation, molecular function: protein binding; mRNA binding. The coding region runs from base 27 to 1772 and encodes 581 amino acids. The transcript is spliced from 15 exons. Gene Ontology annotation, cellular component: catalytic step 2 spliceosome. The record is from RefSeq and is a predicted model, not a curated record.